Acaulospora colombiana is the source of this 1137-nucleotide messenger RNA. Lineage: Eukaryota; Fungi; Glomeromycota; Glomeromycetes; Diversisporales; Acaulosporaceae. The record is from the annotation of a GenBank genome assembly.
AUGUCAGCAAUAGCUCUUCAACCAGAUGUCAUAGCACUUAGACAAAUGCAGCAAUUGUAUUCUGAAAACAAUUACCUCGAUCAGUCAGAGGAAUACGUCGGCAACUCUUUUGACCAUGAACAACAAUCACAAUUAUGCCCGAGUUCUCCUAAAGGCGGGAGUAGCCCAAUUCCUCAUUUCGAAUACCUCUCCUAUGAUCGAGUUCAAUAUCUUUACGAACAAAGAAAGGGACAUUUCUACUUCAUUCCGGAGGGGUUCGAACCUGUGCUAGUUCCAAAUGACUUCAAGGCACAAACGGUAACAAAUUUGCUAGAGAAUUCGAAGCCCGUUUCUACUGCGCCCAAUGUGUCGAGGAUGCUUCCCGACACCGACGUUCGCCUUCCAUCUUUCGCCCUCCCUUGUGGAGUUGCCAGUUCCGCGAAGAAGGAGGGUUCCAUCAAUGGUAAAAAUGGAAAAGUCAAGAAGCCACCGCGACCCCCAAAUGCUUUCAUUUUGUAUCGUCGUGCCAAACAACCCACAAUAGUCGCUCUUCACCAUGGAAUCUCUAAUAAUGAGGUGUCCAAGGAGAUUGGAAGAAUGUGGCACGAAGAACCCUUGGAGGUACGUAACAAGUUCCAGAAGAUGGCGGAAGCAGCCAAAGAGGAACACAUGAAGAAAUAUCCUGAAUACAGGUAUCGCCCGAGAAGACCCCAGGAGAGAAAGCGCCGAGCUCCGACUCGAGAUGCAGCAUCCAGGCGACAAUCAGCUCCGGUCUUGCCACAAAAUUUACAAUCACACAACAAUUCUCUCUCAUCAAUACAAAGAGGUGUCUCUUCGUCGGCCGACGUCGACAACGGAUAUCUAUCCGAUUCGCAAUUGGUCUCGGUGCAAAACUCAAAUCAACGGCAAUCAUUCUACUCCCAAAGUCCAGAGACAGCAUCGCCGCCCGAUACUUUCAGUCUCAUGGACGACUCCGUAUCUCAAUACGCCUAUCUUCAAAAUUCAUUUAACGGGGACUUCACCGUCUUCGACGGACAAUCGCAAGAAUACAUCGAUUACGAAGGCUACAAUAAUUAUAAUAAUCAAAUGGCAUCUUUAAAUUACUCCGUGACUCCCGAAGAUCCGUACCGCCAACUCAUACCCAAGAUCGAAUAUUAA